UGUCAGAGCAAAAGGAGAUUGUGACACACACAGAGGCGGCUCUAGUAGCAACAGAAGCAGCAGGAGGAGCUGAACGCCUCAAGUUGGCAGUCUCCCGCCGGGACUCCUCUGGCUGAUCUUACACACCGCUCGGUAGUGGAAGGGAAACGAUCGCCUAGCAGCAAAGGAGCCAACCUGGAGCCGGGCGCUCUUGGAUCAUGGCGAGCUCGAAUUUCGGACUAGUUUAGCACCCAGGCAAACGAAGAGUUGCGAGCCUGGAGCAGAGUCGGGCUUUCCCUGCAGCCAUGCCCGGGCGGGGCUGCCGAGCAGUCCCACUUGGCCCGCGGCUCUCCUGAGCGCUUCUAUGGGGGAUCCCCCGUCGGCUGGGAAUCACAGCGGGCCCCAGCAGCUCCAAGCCACCCGCGCAGCCGUGCCCUGAUGGAGCCGGAGGAAAAGAAGAUCUCGGUGUGGAUCUGCCAGGAGGAGAAGUUAAUCUCGGGGCUUUCCAGGCGCACCACUUGCUCGGAUGUGGUGCGGGUGCUUCUGGAGGACAGCAAGCAGAAGCGGCGGCGGCAGCAGCAGCAGCAGGGGGGGCAGCAGCAGCUGGCGUCGCUGCAGGAGUGCGGUGGGGGGAUGCUCUCGGGCCCCCCGCAGUCCUACUGCAUGGUGGAGAAGUGGCGGGGCUUUGAGAGGAUCCUGCCCAACAAGACCAAGAUCCUGAGGCUCUGGGCAGCUUGGGGGGACGAGCAGGAGAACGUGCGCUUCGUGCUGGUGCGCAGCGAGGCAUCCCUGCCCAACACGGGGCCCCGGAGCGCCGAGGCCAGGGUGGUGCCCAGCAAGGAGAGCCCUUGCCACCAUGGCUUGGGGGCUGCAGCCCGGGCCAGCCUGGCCCUGAGCCAGGAGCGGCAGCGCCGCGUGGUGCGGAAAGCCUUCCGCAAGCUGGCCAAGAUCAACAAGCGGAAGGGGCAGCCGCAGCACGAGGAGCCGCCGGCCAAGGAGGCGUCGGCGGCCGAGAGGAUGGAGACCCUGGUGCACCUCGUCCUCUCCCAGGAUCACACCAUCCGGCAGCAGGUCAAGCGCAUCCGCGACCUGGACAGGGAGAUCGACCGCUACGAGGCCAAGACCCACUUCGAUCGCAUGAAGCGCCACGGAGUCAACUAUGUGCAGGACACUUACUUGGUCGGGGGCGAGCCGGAGCCCCAGCGGGGAGAGGCGGAGGCAGACCAAGGAGAGGCCGAGGAGGCGGCAGGCGGCGGCGGCGACUUGGAGGAGUACGCCCGGAAGUGCGAGCAGGUGGUGCGGCUGCAGGAGCAGUGGCGCCGCCAGGAGGAGCUCAUCGAGCAGUUGGCCGGCGAGAUCCAGGAGGAGCUCAACGAGCGCUGGAUGAAGCGGCGCCGGGAAGAGCUGGCGGCCGCCAAGGGCUCCACCGCCAACCUCUCGGAGACGGACUGCAACACCACGGAGCUGAUGGGGGGCGGCGGCGGCGAGCUGCACAUGGAGCAGGAGCGCGUCAAGACGCAGCUGAGCACCAGCCUCUACAUCGGGCUGCACCUCAGCACGGAUCUGGAGACAGUCAAGAGCGACCUGGCGUCCACGCAGCGCGCCUGGGGCGACAAGGAGAGCGAGCUCCAGCAUCUGCUCGAGACCCUCCAGUCUCUAGACGCGGAGGCGGGCGAGGGCGAGGAGGGCGAGUCGCCGCAGCUCCUGCAGCUCGCAGAGGACGGCGGGCUGCCCGAGCCGGCCUCCAUCACCUCGGAGGUCUGGCAGGAGCAGGCCGCCCGGGGCUUGCUGUGCAAGGACUGCGAGGACAACGACGAGGAUUCCGACACGGGGUUGAGUUCGAUGCACAGCCAGGAUUCGGACUCGGUGCCCGUGUGUGAAUCUCUCGUAUAGCCGCUGUCGCCUCCCCUCCUUGCCUUCACAUCCGCUCAGGGACCACAGAGAGUCGUGCUUCCCGCUACGGUUUGCCGCCUCUGCCACCAGUCUUUGCAUAACGUUGGCAUGAAGAAUUACUGGAUUUCCCUCUCCCUCUUUUUUUUUUUUUUUUUUUGGUGGGGGGGGAGACUCAAGCGUGUUUUUAUUCUGACAAAUAUAAUAAUUAUAAUAAUUAAUAAAUUUUGCACCAGUUUAUA
Molecule: messenger RNA, 2111 nt
Organism: Hemicordylus capensis (graceful crag lizard)
Lineage: Eukaryota; Metazoa; Chordata; Lepidosauria; Squamata; Cordylidae
Gene: RASSF10
Product: Ras association domain family member 10
Exons: 1
Coding region: 418-1872 (484 amino acids)
Biological process (GO): signal transduction
Source: RefSeq, a predicted model, not a curated record